Messenger RNA from Oryza brachyantha (malo sina), 723 nucleotides. RefSeq lists its product as uncharacterized. Bases 139 to 492 code for a protein of 117 amino acids. The transcript is spliced from 2 exons. NCBI's taxonomy places the organism in Eukaryota, Viridiplantae, Streptophyta, Magnoliopsida, Poales, Poaceae. Gene Ontology annotation, cellular component: cytochrome b6f complex. The record is from RefSeq and is a predicted model, not a curated record.
CUCCCGUACAAAACCCACUCCCUCCCUCCACCCCCCCAACCUGACCCACUCCACCCCGCUCUGCGCCAUUGCCGGCCACACUCCUCCAGCGCCAAGAACCACCACGAAGGUGAGGUGAGGAGAGGGAGAGGGGAAGCAAUGGCGUCGCUGUCCGUGGCCACGACUCUGCCGUCGAUGGCGCCGUCGUCGGCGGCGAGGAAGAGGGGCGGCGUGACGUACGUGGAGGGGAUGAACGCGUACAGCGGGCUCAAGGCGCUCAACAAGGUGACCCUGCUCGGCGUGCGCAAGAGCGCCGACUACUCGUUCGCCAGGGUGGUGGCGAAGCUGAGCCCCGCCGGCGGGAAGAGCCGCGGCGGCUCGUUCGGCGCGCAGUGCAACGCCGCCGGGGAGAUUUUCAGGAUCGCCGUCAUCAUGAACGGCCUCGUGCUCGUCGGCGUCGCCGUCGGCUUCGUGCUGCUCCGGGUGGAAGCGGCCGUCGAGGAGUCCGAGUGAGGCGCCCCGCCGGCGCGCCGCCGCCCCGAGCCAUAGCACAUCGCCCAGGCUACCUUGGCUCAUAAGUCGUGAUAUAUAAAUGUGAUGUAUGUUUCGAUUAAAUUUGCUUUCGUUUUGUACCCAUGACGAUUGGUGAAUACCCUUGGAAAUACACGUUUUGGAGGCAGAACCUGCAAAUGCAAUUGGUCUUUCAGCUGUACAGAUUACAGUCUGACCAUUUCUACUUUCAAA